Messenger RNA from Lingula anatina, 1008 nucleotides. Its product is annotated as complement C1q tumor necrosis factor-related protein 3. The record is from RefSeq and is a predicted model, not a curated record. Gene Ontology annotation, molecular function: protein binding. NCBI's taxonomy places the organism in Eukaryota, Metazoa, Brachiopoda, Lingulata, Lingulida, Lingulidae.
UUUUCAGUGUGAACGAGCUGAUACUUUAUUGGACCGCAGUUUGCUUGCUAGUGUGAAUAGGGUUAAUGUCACCUUCAAAUACCCUUGUCUGUGUAGUAUAAAUCACUUCAUUCGAAGUACACAUUUGUUUACAACCGCAAUGCAACUUUUAGCAAUCACCUUCGUCUUGGCAGGUUUUAUCUGCCUUAUGGUAGAUGCAGAAGAAUGUCAGUGUCCCACGCCAACCUGUCACAUCACCUGUCCAGGAAAAUCUAAAACCAAAGUAGCAUUCUCCGCCAUGUGUACUACAAAUCUGAUAAACGGCAACGCCGCUGCUGAUCUUACAUUUCAAAAGACCCUGACAAAUCUUGGACGAGGCUUCGAUGACGUCUCCUCAUUCCAUGCACCGGUCGACGGAACCUACUUCUUCACUUUCGCUAUUCACAGCGGUGACAGAAAUGCAAGAGUGUACCUGCGCACCAAUGCCGGCUACGUGAAUGAAGCCUUUGGGUCCGCGGGCUAUCAUACCUCGACCAACCAGGCCAUACUACGUCUGCAGAAGGGAGACAGGGUGUGGCUCCAACAGCAACCGAAUGGAUCUACGGUUAGCGCUGCAGAGCACAUUCAUGUCUCCUUUAAUGGGUUCCUUUUGUAUGAAGAUUAACAAGCACAUAAACAAGCAGAAGAUGGCGUGCUCAUUUGCAAGUGCACACCCAUCAACAAACACACACACACACACACACACACACACACACACAAGCAACCACAUACGCACCAUCACAUGGACUGUAUGUUGUAUCGAAAAUAGGAACGAGAAAGAACAACUGCAAAAUAGUCACUAAUGGUCAAAAUAUUUCAGUCUACCAAAUAAAUAGUUCAUAAAACUUGAAUAUAUAAUUCUUCUCCUAAUUUCUAUUAAGAAUCAUUAUCAUUAUGGUAAUUAUAUGUGUUCUGUACACGUUAACGACUUCUAUGACUACUUCUUGAACAAUAUUUUUAUCCUGAAAUAAAAUGAUAGAUAAACCGAUA